Hyla sarda is the source of this 3730-nucleotide messenger RNA. RefSeq names its product mutS homolog 3 (gene MSH3). Gene Ontology annotation, biological process: mismatch repair; somatic recombination of immunoglobulin gene segments; mitotic recombination. The transcript is spliced from 25 exons. The record is from RefSeq and is a predicted model, not a curated record. Gene Ontology annotation, cellular component: nucleus. Lineage: Eukaryota; Metazoa; Chordata; Amphibia; Anura; Hylidae. The coding region runs from base 41 to 3370 and encodes 1109 amino acids. Gene Ontology annotation, molecular function: mismatched DNA binding; ATP binding; ATP-dependent DNA damage sensor activity.
CCAGCACAGCCGCUGUCAUCCGCUCCUCGUAAGCUGCACCAUGCGGCGGCCCAGAUCAGGCCGGUCCCCGGCUCCGGGCCCAUCGCAGCCUGUGAUCAGUCACUUCUUCAGACCCCAGGGCGGGGAGGCUAAGCGGGCACCGACAGCCGGGUCUCCUCAGGUAGAAACGUCUUGUGUAUCUGAAGACGAUAAGCCCGAUGUAAGAAGGAGAAGAAGCUACAAGGAAGAUGAGGGAAAUGGUGGCGUGGUUUUAGAUAGGAAAGAACAAAUAAUCUCUGGAAAGUCGUUCAUCUCCAGCCACACGCUGAACAGGUUACGUGAAUUCUCCAGUGAUUCUGGGAAACAGAUCAGCGAUAGUCAUGACAUAGAAGUACCUGAGUGCUUGGCGCCAUCUCCUGCCAUUGAAGAUGAGAUCUUAAAGUCACAGGACAAAGGUGAAGAAGUGAAAUCUCAUUCUAUUUCCAGGGCAGAAAAAUUGUCCUUGAAGACAUCAACUACGUUUCCUUCUUCCAGACACCAAGAGCAAAUGGCUAAUGCUUCAGAAGCAAAAAUCCCCAACCGCAGAACUAAAAGUGGAUACACCCCUCUUGAGGAGCAGUACAUGAAGAUUAAGGAGAAACACAAAGAUGCCAUUUUGUGUGUAGAAUGUGGAUAUAAAUACAGGUUCUUUGGAGAAGAUGCGGAGAUCGCAGCCCGGGAGCUGAACAUUUAUUGCCACCUAGACCACAACUUUAUGACAGCAAGUAUCCCCACUCACAGGUUAUAUGUCCAUGUCAGACGGCUGGUUGUAAAAGGCUUUAAAGUUGGACUUGUGAAACAAACAGAAACUGCAGCGCUGAAGGCGGCAGGAGAGAACAGGAAUUCUUUAUUUACACGGCAGCUCACAGCCUUAUAUACAAAAUCAACUCUCAUUGGAGAAGAUGUGAACCCAUUGAUCAAUAUUGAUGAUUCACUGGAGAUUGAGACAAUUACGACUGACACCCCAUGCAGCUACCUCCUAUGCAUUUCUGAAAUGCCUGAGAAGUCUAAAACUAAGAAAGCUGAUGACGUUAUUUUUGGCCUUAUGGCCGUUCAGCCUUCUACAGGAGAGGUGAUGUAUGACCGUUUUCCGGACACUAAAUCGCGCUCUGAGUUGGAGACAAGAAUAUUACGCUUGCAGCCCUCUGAAAUAAUACUUCCCUUUGAGAUUUCUGAAGGAACUGAAAAGCUGAUCAACAGCAUUACAGCGGCCUGCCUACGGGAUGAUGACCGAAUAAGAAUUGAAAAAAGGGACAAAGAUCAUUUUGAAUACAGUCAGGCGUUUCAGAUCAUCAGUGAGUUUUAUGGGAAAGAAACAGAUCUAUCAUCAGGUGCUUUAAGGUUAAUGCAGGUCCUGAAGCUAGACAAGACAGUCAUUUGCUCAUUGGCAGCGCUCAUCACAUAUUUGAAAGAAUUUUGUCUGGAGAAGAUACUGAACAAUCCAAGCAGUUUUAUGCCAAUGCGUAACUCAGUUAAAUGUUUUAAUAUGAAUGGGACAACUCUAAGAAACCUGGAAAUCUUGCAAAAUCAAACAGACCAGAAGAUGAAGGGGAGUUUAAUAUGGGUCCUGGACCACACAAGAACCCCAUUUGGCAAAAGGAAGCUUAGGCAAUGGGUGACUCAACCACUUAUUGAUCCAAGUGAAAUCAAUGCUCGGCUUGAUGCGGUGUCUGAGAUCCUUUCAUCUGAUAGCAGCGUUUUCAGCCUGAUUCGGGGCCAUCUCUGUAAGUUGCCAGACUUGGAAAGAGGGAUUUCUAGUAUUUAUCACAAAAAGUCUUCCCCUCAGGAAUUCUUCCUAAUAGUCAGCACAUUGUCCAAUUUAGAAAGCCACCUCCAAGUAUUGAUUCCUGCCGUCAACUCUCAGGUUAAGUCCGCUUUGCUGAAACAGAUUUUUACUGAAGUCCCGCAAAUUCUCAGUCCGACACAGAAGUUUGUACAGGUGUUAAAUGAAGAUGCUGCAAAGGCGGGAAAUAAGACUAACCUCUUCAAAGACCUCACAGAUUUUCCAAAAAUAAAAGAAAGGAAGGCUGAGAUCCAAGGGGUCAUUUCCCAGAUUCAAGGACAUCUUAAUGAAAUCCGUCUCAUAUUGAGAAAUCCUUCCUUGUCUUAUACCACAGUGUCUGGACAAGAGUUUUUAAUAGAAGUUAAGAAUCCUAUGCUCUCCUGUGUACCUUCUGACUGGGUUUCCAUAAGUAGCACAAAAGCUGUCAGUCGCUUCCACUCUCCCUUUAUCGUCGAAAAUUACAGACAUCUGAAUCAGCUGCGGGAGCAGUUAGUCCUUGACUGUAAUACUGAAUGGCUACGGUUUCUUGAGUUCUUUAUAUUCGGGGCAUGUAUGCAGCAAGUUGUCAAAAAGAAGUUCUGGACUGACAGUAAAUUUGGAGAGCAUUAUCAUUCAGUCUCUAAGGCUGUGAAUCACCUAGCAACUGCAGACUGCGUAUUCUCUUUGGCUGAAGUGGCCAAGCAAGGUGAUUAUUGCAGACCAACUGUUCAUGAUCAUGGAACUGAAAUAAUCAUCAACAAUGGCCGCCAUCCUGUAAUAGAUUUACUCUUAGAAGAACAAAAUCAGUAUGUUCCAAAUAGCACCAGUCUGAAGGCAGACAUGGAGAGAGUCAUGAUAAUCACCGGACCUAACAUGGGUGGAAAGAGCUCAUACAUCAAACAGGUCGCCCUCAUCACCAUCAUGGCACAAAUAGGCUCUUAUGUCCCUGCAGAAGAAGUCACUGUUGGUGUGAUUGAUGGAAUCUUUACAAGAAUGGGAGCUGCAGAUAAUAUCUAUAAGGGAAGAAGCACUUUCAUGGAAGAGCUGUCAGAGACCGCAGAGAUAUUAAAGCAAGCCAGUCCUCGGUCUCUUGUCAUUUUGGAUGAAUUGGGGAGAGGCACCAGUACACAUGAUGGGAUCGCUAUAGCAUAUGCAACUCUGGAGCACAUUAUAAGAGAUGUGACAUCUCUGACACUGUUUGUCACACAUUACCCUCCAUUGUGUGAACUGGAAUCCUGCUAUUCUUCUGUUGUUGGAAACUAUCAUAUGGCUUUCUUUAUCGAUGAGGAGCAAGGGGAUGAACAUGGAAUGAUGGCAGAGUCUGAAGUUGCGGAUAAGCCGGAAUACAUCACGUUUUUAUAUCAGAUAACUCGAGGGGUUGCUGCAAGGAGUUAUGGAUUGAAUGUUGCUAAACUGGCAGGUGUCCCCGAGGAGGUUUUAAAGAAAGCAGCUUGUAAAUCUAAAGAACUGGAGGGGUUAGUGGAGAUGCAAAGGAGGAAGAUAAGGACAUUUCAAGAAGCUUGGAAUAUUCAAAGUACUGAGAAGCUGAAAAAUUUAUUGAACUUUGAAUCAUCUGAACCGUCGUCUUGAAACACCAAAGCUAGUGGGGAAGGGACUGGGGUGAAGGAGAUGGAGGCGCUUGGGAUGCACGGAAUGCAUAGUUUAUGACUGUGCUGAAUAUAAAUUGGAAUAUGAACCCUAAUGUACAUGAAAAAUUAGACACAAGGGACAUAAAUGAUGCAGCGUUUUUAUAGCUUCAGCCCAUGUAAGACCUCACAGAAAAAGGAUCACAUUAAGGUGGGGUGUGUUAUAUGGGGACAUCAUUUAAGAAAGUUAGAAGUAAUAAUACACUUGUGCGUGUGGCACACGACUCCUACUUGAGAUCAUGAACAUAAAAACUAUUUUAGUCAGUAAGCAUUGACUAGUUUCUUCCUUGUCUUACAAUAAAGC